This is a messenger RNA of Scylla paramamosain (green mud crab), 3070 nucleotides long. Its product is annotated as condensin-2 complex subunit D3-like. Gene Ontology annotation, molecular function: histone binding. Gene Ontology annotation, biological process: meiotic chromosome condensation; mitotic chromosome condensation. Gene Ontology annotation, cellular component: condensed chromosome, centromeric region; condensin complex. The record is from RefSeq and is a predicted model, not a curated record. Lineage: Eukaryota; Metazoa; Arthropoda; Malacostraca; Decapoda; Portunidae.
AAAUUCAAACGCGAGCACUAAUAACAACAAAGAUGGCAGACGCGGCGGGAAAAAUGCAGCAAGUCUUGGAAUUAUUAUCGAAAUUCUCACUUAAUUCACUGGACAGUGAGUGGACAAAGAGUGUGAUCGAUGCGGACUUUACAGAAGUGGGGGAUCUGCCUUCAAACUUUGAGGAGCAUCAUUUCAGCACUAACUUGAGUGGCUUAUUUAGUGCAGUGAACAAUUCUUUUCGACAUUGGGUUGACCUCCUGCCCAAUUUAACGGAUGAUAAUCACAGGAUGUCUAACUCCACCUUGACAACUGAAGAUGACGACGACAGAUUACACACCAGGUUUUGGACAGAAUUGUCUGAUGACUUGAAGAAGCUGAUGACGCUACUGUUUUACUAUUGUUACAGAGGACAACGGUACGACGCCCGAGAGGCAGAACGGGAGUUUGGUAUUCAGGCGGCUAGCCUCUAUUUCCUGGUGCUGUGUGUUCCCGGCAGCAAUGCCUUCAGGGUCUUCCAUCCUGUCAUGUAUCGGAAGUGUAUGGAAACAAUGCGCCUUGCUACCAAAUUGCAAGUUGGUGCUGCCAGCCCAAAGAAAGGCCGCCAUAGCACCACUGCCCGGGCCAGUCAGCGCAGACACCAGGAAGACCAGAUGAACACAGAGGCUGAGGAGGAGGAAGAGAGUGAGGCAACAAUGCUGACUCCAAGUGAAGCAACCAAAUUGGUACGCUCCCUCAACGUCCUCCUUCAUGAUUUCCUGCGACUGACAGUGAGAUUCUCUUUAAAGCAUUCCCCAGAAUCCCUUGAUGAGACCAUCAGUAUUCUGAUUGAGGUAUCGUGUUCUGAGACCAACAAUGCUGCGGGGAUAUUUGUGGAGCGUCAUGGCCCUGCUACUACCACUGCCCUUGCCUACAAUUCAUAUUGUUCUCUACAAUCUCUUUGUUGCACCAUACAUGGUCAGAAAAAGAAGAUAGUUCUGCUCAUCAUGAAGCACAUCCUCCAUAACAUCCUCAUGGUUCCCCGUGGCCUCUCAGACCUCUCGGGGCGCUCCCUUAAUGUCAUCCGAGAACACUCACAGAUCUUUGUUAAGUAUAUUCUGAUGCAGGUUAAGGAGGAAGCCUAUGAUGGGGUCUACAUCCUCAUCCAACACCUGUGCCUCCAGGUGCCUGAUAAGGCUGAAUUCCGGCAGAAGGCAGCCCAGUCAGUGGUGGAAAUUCUGCGUUUCUUACCAACCCAUCUAUAUGUGCGCCUCAUCAAGUGGUUCUUCAAGUUUUCCCACAAUGAGAAGGCAGGACACCGGCUCUUCAUGCUUGAGGUCAUUUCCAAAAUGCUUGGUGAGGUGGAGCGAAGUGCAGAAGGAUCCCAAAAGAACCUCGAGGAAGUUGUGCAACCUAGAAGGCUUUCAACUGAUACAGAAUAUCAGGAAAAUGAGAACUCAGAUGAGGAACAAGUGGAAGGAGAAAAUAGUUUCUGUGCAGUGCCUGUGGACCAUCCUGUGGAGAUACCUCAUGACCGCAAACUGCUCUCUCACAAAUUCUUGUUGAGUAUAAUAUUUUCACGUUGCCGGGAUAGUGCUGCCUCUGUGCGCUCCAAGGCACUUACACUUCUUGCUGAGUGCACUCUGUCCACCAACCGCACUAUUAUGCUGGCAAUGCAGCAAAUAUUUGUCAAUAAUAAGCCCCUUAUGUUUACCACACCUCAUAUUACUAGUAACAACAUUAACCUUGAGUCACCAGUUCAAGAGAAUGAGGAGGUUGAGGAGGAGGAACUGAAAUUUCCAAAUGCAUCACUGGUUGUGUCAAUGUUGCGUCGUCGUGCUCUUGAUGACAAAGUGACUGUGCGCAAGUCAGCACUUCAAGUACUAGAAAAUCUCAUGAAACUCCACAAUGAUAUGCUCACCCAUCAAAAUCUUGCGGUGUUGGCCGAGCACUGUCGAGAUCCUGCGCUACUGAUAAGGAAGCAGAUGGUAGUGUCCCUAACUACAUUAUUGGAACAUUAUCCAGAGCAUGAUGGUAUAACCACCACUUGGAUUAAAGCUGUGCUGCCCCUCAUCCUUGAUCCAGAGGUCAAAGUUCAAGAGCGAGUCAUAGAGGGUGUGGACCAACUCCUGUUCCAGCGCUUGCUUCCAGCUGGGCAUGCUCAGGAACACACUCCAGGAAAUCUGUUGCCAUGGAAUAUCCUCACUACUCUUACCAAGUGCAGCUAUCACAAGUUUUUUAAUAAGGUCCUUCUUCACUGGUCAAAGAUGGAUAAUAGUAGAUUUCAAGUAGUGAAUAUAGUCAAGUGUCACAUUGGGCAAGAGCACAAUGAAGAAGCAUGGACACUAUUGGCAAUGCUGUCAGGCUACAUCACUAUCAAGAAUGUUGCUUUUGCUGUUGACUACUUUGAGCAACACUGCCAGAACACAGCAGAGGUGGGAUCAUACACUCUGCUGCAAGUGCUGAAGGUACUAAGCAACAGUAUGAAACAUGUCCCUGCUGAUCGUGCUGAGGACCUGCACCAGCAACUUCUCUUACCUCUUUCGUCAUUUUCUGUUGGAGCUGAGCUCAUUUCCUCCAUGAUGGAUGCUGUCACACUCCUUACAUACACUCUCCAUGGUGAUGAUAUAGAAAGUCAGAAAGCCAUUGAAAAAUGGGUGGCUCCAAUUUUGAAGGCUUGUGAUGAACACCUCAAAGAAGUGCUUUUUCAAAGAACAGAUCCACUUGAUGCAGCUAGAGAGGAGAAGCUGUAUCGGUAUCUCUUCACUAUGGGAGAAGCUGCCAUGCUGUGUCCACAAAAAGUUAAUAAGAGGAUGUUUCUGAUGCUGCAGAGCCUCAUAUUCCACCAGCAGGGUCAAGAGGAGGAUGAUUCCCUUCCCACAGUUCCCUCUACUCAAACCCAGUGCUCCCAGCCUACAACCAUCACAUUCACACCGACCAUAAGACUUAAGGCUCUUUCUGUAGUGACACUUGGCAAGAUGUGUCUGCAACAUGAGGAGCAGGCCAAACGCAUCAUCCCUGCACUGAGCCGUUUGCUUUCUGCCACCACACACCCUGCUAUCAAGAACAACAUUCUUUUUACUUUGACAGAUAUGUGUGUCAG